AAGAAAAUUUUCGGCAUAUACAAAUGACCGGGAAUGUUUAUGAAUGGUUCUUAACAGCAGAACAUUUUGUUUGUUUCUUAAGUGGCAAACUCUCAGAAGGCGAGCGCUUGCGAACAGCUGACGGUCGCACGUGCGUGAUGGGGUUGCCUGGGAUCUCUCUGUAUCUGGUGUUGAAGCAUCGUCUCCUUCUCAAUCGGUCGUUCAUAAUCAAAUUAUUGCCUCACUUUCAUUCAUAACUUAAAAAAAGAUGAAAUGUACACAAUUAAAACACGUGAAGAAACAUGGUGCUUAAUCGCGGACAGGCGGCGCGGAUUGCACAGGCAGCUCGCGCUCCUAUCUAGUUUUUUGCGUGCUCCAAACUCGUGGGCCAGUGUAUGUUUGAAAUUACAGAAAAUAUAUUUUAGGAGGUACUUUGACACCUGAAAUUCAUUACUCUGACAUUUCGGAAGCAGGCCUAAGAUGAAAUAUUGUGGAUGAUGCACGCCUCACUAAAUCUGUAAUUAGAGGGGAAUGGUGUGAUUAUAUUUCGUGUUUUGAUGUACAGAAAAUUAAUUCAAAAUUAUUGGAGAAGGGAAAAGUUUUCCGCUUGUGUUACCAAUGCUACAAAAAAAUGUAUCUACGGUGUUCUAUAAAAUGAAGAAAAUGCGGCAACACAGUUAUGCAGUGCUAUUGAAAACACGGAAAAAUCAAAGAACGCCUGUUAACAUUGUGUUAUUUUUGAAUUUAAAAUCAAGGAUAUAAAUAGAUAGAAUUAAAAAUGGGACAGGAAAUUUCAAUGGAUGAUUAUGAGAGUGACAGCUCGCUUCAGAGUAUUCUUCAAUACCAGGUACAGGGAGAUGUGGAAAAGAUUCAGAUAGAACACCUAGCGGAGAAGUGGAUCCUGCGAGCUUGUGUGGCGGAGAGGCGAGCGGCACCAUACGGACGGCUGCGGUCAGAGUGUGGCGAACCGCUGAUCCAGAAACGAGAAGAGAAACACAUCAUCAACAAUCUAAAGUAUUGUGAUGGAUUCCCCGUGCCCUCUACAACUGAUGACCUGAACACUUUUGAUGAAGAAGUAUUUGAAAGCUGUACUCGCACUGUUGAAGUUCCACUGAAACCCAAAAAUCAACGCGCCUUGUCCAUCCCAAACCUCAGUCAUAUUAAGUCAAAGUUAUCCAGUUUUCAGCUGCCCUCAAAACUCCAUUUCCAAGCUCCUUCAAAGCCUAAAUUUCUGGAUAAACUUUUCACUAAUGUUGGACUGAGUAAGAAACUUCAAGGCCGAACACGCAAUGGUCUAGUGAUUCAAACUGUCACCACAGGUACAGCUGACUCGGAAAACUCCGAAGACGAUCCCACGAUUCCAUUGGAUAGAGAUCUACUGCGAUCAGUGAGUGAGCCACAGACUGAAGUUAGCUCCCCUUGUGAGGAAACCAUUCUUGAGAAAACAACACAGUCAACACCGAACUCGCCAAAGUUGUGCGGGAUUGUGAAAAGGAGACUUUUAGAAUACCAGGAGAUUGGGACACGAACCCGUGAGACCCGAUUACGAUCAUCUUCAACUCCUUCAUCUCCAUCUUUUAAAAGACGAGGGUUUGUUUAUCCAAAUCCUCAAACAUUUUUUAACUCAAAGGGAGAGAACUCUCUCAGUGUGUUAUGUUCAGGGCUGUCAAGAAAUGAACAGUUUCGUCAGACCGUCAUGUCUAAAGGUUACGUGAAGGCAGUGGUUGACCAAAUAGAUCAUCCUCACAGUGCAAACCAAAAUGAGGAGAAGCCAAAUAAUUCAAAAUCUACUGACUUAGAAUGUGCGAAACUAGAGGAGGAUAAAAAUAUUCUAGAAAUUCCAAACGUGAAACCCUCCGAUGUUGUGAGAAAUCAGAAUUCUACCAGACAGUCUAAAAAGGAUACGGAAAAAUCUGUGAAAAGUCCACCCCCUGUUCAUAAGAAACCUCCAAAGCCCUCACUUUCUGAUCAUUCCAACUGCUCUUCUGGAACAAAUAGUCCUGUCCUGUCACCAGCCACAAAAAAACAUGUGUUCAAUAGCAAUCGCUGUUCAGGUUCCUCACAUAAAAGCAACUCCUCAGACAAUGAACCUGUGACCUCUUCUCCUCGAACUUCACGUAAAAACAAAGAAAUUGUCCCCGAAGAAGUUGGGGAUACCUACGAAAAUGUGAACAUCACCGAGAGUAAAAGUGACAUAAGCAAUAGUGUGAAAUCUCUGAGUUCUGGUUGUUAUAGCAAUGGAGUAUCGUCUGUCGAACAGGAAACUGGUAGGGAGGAAGGAGAAACGGCAGAUGACGGACCCAAAAUCGGCCUUGACCCAGCUAAAUUGUUCGAUUCCAGUUGGUCGGAUUCAGAUGUGGGCAGCUUCAGUGAUUUUGAUAGUGACCUUGAAGAAGAACAUCCGGUGAAGGUCAAAGAGGAGGACCCAAGCUGUGUGGGGCAGUGUAAAAUUCAGAAGAUUGCAACGGAACUGUUGCAGACCGAGACGGCAUAUACCGCAAGACUGCAGCUGCUGGACGAGAUUUUCCAGAGGAAGUUACGCGAGGAGAAUGAGGUCCAGAAGUUUCUUCCCCCAGACAUCAUCCCCCAGAUCUUCUCUAACAUCACCAGUAUCCACCACUUCCACAAGGACUUCCUCCUACCGCAGCUACAAAAACGCAUGGAAGACUGGGAUGCACAGCCCAGAAUAGGAGACCUGAUGAAGACCAAUGCCCCAUUCCUGAAGCUCUACACAGAGUACGUCCGAAAUUUUGACCAUGCCAUGAACCUCAUCAACACAUGGAUGGAAAAAUCGCCAAAGUUUUCCAGUCUUAUCAAAGACAUACAGACUUAUCCAGAGUGUGGCAAGCUGACACUACAACAUCACAUGUUAGAACCCAUUCAGAGAAUUCCGAGAUAUCAGCUGCUGCUUAAAGAUUACACCAAACACCUACCAGAAGAUUCUCCCGAUUCCCAGGAUGCCAAAACUGCUUUGGAGAAAGUUGAGAUAGCAGCUAAACAUUCUGAGGAAGCCAUGAGAAAAAUUGAGAAAUUUCACAAAUUGUUGGAGAUCAAGGAGAAGGUGGCCACCACUAUUGACCUGAUCAGCCCGACCAGAGAGUUAGUGAGGGAGGGGAAAAUCAAGAAGAUCUCGGCUCGGGGUGGGGAGCGUCUGGACAGAUAUCUGUUCCUGUUCAAUGACCUGCUUCUGAUCUGUGGGGAAUUGCUGCUGGGAAGUCACAAGUUAAAAGCGGAGUUAAAAAUUGAUGAAACAGAGAUUGAGGACAAUAUUACUCAUGCUGAUUGGAUUCUAGAAGGGGAAAAUAUAGACAUUCCAAACACAUUUUAUGUGAAAAGCAGACAUAAAAUCAUCCAAUUCUUAGACGAAAAUCCUGGAGAAGAAAAUAGCUGGUGUGAAAGCAUUAAGAACGUAAUUAAGGAGUUCAGGAUUAGAAAACCAUCGAUGAGAAGGGCUGAUUUACCCCCCUGUAAUGGCGGAGAGGUACCUGAGAGUGAUAUAGGAAAUGUGGCCCCCCACUGGAUUAAGGACGAUGAAGUCUCUAUGUGUCAGCUCUGUAGUAAAUCCUUCACUGCGCUGAAACGUAGACAUCACUGUCGUGCCUGUGGGAGGGUUGUGUGCGGGAAGUGCUCAUCAAAGAAGAGUAACUUGGCCUACGACAACAAUAGGCCAAACCGAGUCUGUGAUAAAUGUUUCUCCAUCCUGAAAAACGUCGACGGGAAGGAGAUCAAUGAGAAAACUCCGAAGGGGGUCUUAAAGAUGAAUGCCAAUGACCCUGCUAUAUUGUCUGGGUAUCUCCAUAAGAGCGUGGAUCGGGGGAAGACCUGGACCAGGAGGUGGUUCGUUGUCACCAAGGAGUUCGCAAUGUAUGAGUUCAAGGCACACCAGGAUAUAUAUGCCAUCUCCACCCUCCCUCUACCAGGCUAUCAAGUGAUAUUUCCUGUAGACAACAUGGAGAAUGUGUUUAUUCUGUGUCACCAGCAGAAAAUCCCACCAACCUACCUACAGUCAGAGUGUGCUAACAGCCUAGACAGAUGGGUAAAUGUGCUGAAGAAAAUGGUGAACUUGGAAUUGCCAGAAGAACUGAACCGGAACUCCACCCACUCCACGGAAAGUUCCGGAAGUCUUACAGCAGAUGACACUGGAGAAAAAACCAAAUCAUAGUGGACGAGCAAGUCGUAACAGACAACUGAAAACUGUCAGUGACAACAAAAUAGUCACUAUACUGUGUGGACGAGGCAGACAUUGAUGUUCAAGGAAGUCAAUGACCUGUAAAAAUAAAAAAAAAUCUAUUGACCUGUAAAAAGUGACGAAAUUCAUUGAACAGUAGCAAGUAAAGAAAUUUACGGAGUUCUAAAAUGUGAGAAAAAUAUGCAAUCGUCUCAUAGAGUACAUUAUUAUGAAUGCAUGUAUGACUUGGGAGGAUUUAAAUAGGAGUUGCCAUUUCUCACCUAAUGUUGAUAUGACUCUAUAGACACCAUUAUCACUGACAGGUUCUAUACAGGUUUUUUCUUGGUUUUCGUUAUAUAAUAACUUGAUAAUUUUUUCACAAAAUCUGUUAUCAUUGAAAUGCGGCAAUAAUAAUGGUAAUAAUAAUGUAAAAUUAUUUUAAAAGAUUGAAAAACAUAUUUAUGAGAACUUUUUCCCACUGUGUAUAUUUUCGUUAAAAAUUUUUGUUGUAUAUUUGAGUGAGAGGAUAGCUUGCAUACUAGUAUUAAACGGCGACAUUUGAAAAUCGUAAUAAUUGAAUAUAACUCGCAAUGCAGCUAGAAAUACUGGCGUGAACAGUGACCAAGAGUUUCACACUGUUACACGCCUAAGUUCAGUCGACAUAUUAAACCUGAUACAAUCAGUUUCGUUUUCUACUGUUCUAAAUUACGAGGCUUUAAUUUUUUUGUAUCAUGGCUGAUUUAUGGUGCAUCAACAUUUCACGUUUAUGUUGCCUUGUUGUGUACCUGUGUUAUGUACAUGUGUAUUUUGCGAUGUGAUUUAGUAAUUUAAUGAUUUUUUUUUUAUUUAACGCUUGAAGUUUUAGAUGAGAGUAUGUCAGACCUGAUUACUGUUAAACUUUCAUCAUCAUCGUGCAGCAAUAAACGUUUCAGUAAACCAUCA
Ostrea edulis (European flat oyster) is the source of this 5089-nucleotide messenger RNA. Its product is annotated as FYVE, RhoGEF and PH domain-containing protein 2-like. Bases 758 to 4141 code for a protein of 1127 amino acids. Gene Ontology annotation, molecular function: metal ion binding; guanyl-nucleotide exchange factor activity. The transcript has 21 exons. NCBI's taxonomy places the organism in Eukaryota, Metazoa, Mollusca, Bivalvia, Ostreida, Ostreidae. The record is from RefSeq and is a predicted model, not a curated record. Gene Ontology annotation, biological process: cytoskeleton organization; filopodium assembly. Gene Ontology annotation, cellular component: cytoplasm.